Messenger RNA from Vespa mandarinia (Asian giant hornet), 3483 nucleotides. It is a transcript of the gene mew, whose product is annotated as multiple edematous wings. Lineage: Eukaryota; Metazoa; Arthropoda; Insecta; Hymenoptera; Vespidae. Gene Ontology annotation, cellular component: integrin complex; external side of plasma membrane. The record is from RefSeq and is a predicted model, not a curated record. Gene Ontology annotation, molecular function: integrin binding. Gene Ontology annotation, biological process: cell adhesion mediated by integrin; integrin-mediated signaling pathway; cell-matrix adhesion.
UUGUUUAUAUUCCAGGAUAGUAAAGUGAUGAAGUACGAUUGGUGUAUCAGUCGCAUGGGUGGAUCUCAUAAGAGUUUUAAAGGUAUUUGUGUUGAAAGGGAAUAAAGAAAGUAAUAAAAAUAGGGUCAUUGAAAGCAGUACAACAGAAUUUAAAAAUAACAUUCACUCAUGAGCGUUUGACAACUUAAGAUGAGGUGGUUCGUAUUGAUAUGGGCCUUUUUAAAUGUCUGGGCAAUAAAUGCUUUCAAUUUGGAAGCACGAAUACCUGUUAUUAAAAGAGGAUUAAAUGGUUCCUACUUCGGUUAUUCGGUAGCUGAACAUCAAGAACUUCCUGAGGAUGGGACUGAAAAAGCUAAAAGUUGGAUGUUAAUUGGCGCUCCAUUAGAUCAAAAUAAACAACCUGAAACAAAUAGAUCAGGUGCAUUAUGGCAGUGUCCAUUAACCACAUAUACAAGGGAUUGCAUUCAAGUUAUCACAGAUGGACGAUCAAGUUUCGAUUCUGAUGAUUUAGUUCCUCCUGGUAAGGAUGAAAUAAAAGAUAACCAAUGGUUAGGAGUCACAGUUCGUAGUCAGGGUGUAGGUGGCAAAGUAAUGGUAUGUGCUCAUCGACACAUAGUUAAAACUGCGGACUCUCGAUGGGGACAGGGUCAGUGCUAUAUAUUGACUCAGGAUUUAAAGUAUCAAGAUUUAAAAAAACCUUGCUCAGGAAAACCCACUAAUAAAGCACAUGAACAAUUUGGAUAUUGUCAAGCUGGUACAAGUGGAGUAUUAACAUCUGAGGAUCGUGUGGUCAUUGGUACACCUGGACCACAUACAUGGAAGGGAACAUUGUAUCUUUUUACUGUAUCUGAUGAAUUUUUAAAUAGGGACAAUACUGUUUACAAUGUUCCAAUGCAAGAUUCCUCACCUGUUAACAAAUAUAGUUACUUAGGUAUGUCAGUAGCUGUGGGUAACUUCUUUGGAAAUGGUUUAUCAUAUGCAGCUGGAGCUCCGCGUUCAAAAGGAACAGGACAAGUUGUCAUUCUCACAAGAAAAGAUAUUAAACCUGAUAUGGAUGUUGCUUUAAUCUUAAGCGGUGAACAAUUUGCUUCAAGUUUUGGGUAUGAAAUUACUUCUGCAGAUGUCAAUGGAGACAAAAUUACAGAUUUAAUUGUAGCAGCACCAUUUUAUUUUAAUAAAGCAGAAGGUGGAGCUGUUUAUAUUUAUACAAUGCUAUGUAAAAAUAUUAAAGAUAAUGACAAAUGUAAGCCCGUUAAAUUAGUCGGACGCGAAGAAUCAAGAUUUGGAUUUGCGUUAACUAAUUUGGGAGACUUGAACAAAGAUGGAUAUGAAGAUAUUGCUAUUGGUGCUCCUUAUGAAGGGAAAGGAACUGUCUACAUAUAUCUUGGAUCUAAAAAUGGAAUUAUCACGACGCCAUCACAAAUCAUUCAUUCAGAAGAUACUCCAGUACCAUUACGUACCUUCGGAUAUUCAUUAAGUGGGGGAAUUGAUAUGGAUCAAAAUGGUUACCCUGAUUUAUUGGUUGGUGCUUAUGAAGACGAUGCUGCUGUACUUCUUCGCUCAAAAAAGAUCAUUGAUAUUACUACAUAUAUUAGCUAUCUUAAAAAAGAUGGAACAUAUCAAGACAAGAUAGAUCCUAUAGAUCCUAAUAAAUUAGGAUGCACAGCACGUCCUGAUGCAAAUCAUACAUGCUUUUCGUUUGAAGCAUGUUGUAAAACAGAAUCUUUGGUUAAAGAAGAAGACAUGCAAAAUUUACGAUUAAAUUAUUAUAUAGAAGCUGAAACUUAUUCCGGUGUAAAAAAGUUUUCUAGAGUUUGGUUUGGUAUUGGUAACACACGUCCUCAUUAUGUUAAUCGUACAGUUACUCUAGAUACAACAAAAUUGAUACAUUGUCAAACGGAAAUCGUAUACUUAAAGGAAAACACACGUGACAUACAGUCACCCAUUAAAUUUCGUUUAAAUUAUUCGUUGAUACAAGAAGAACCAAUGAUGCGUAACGAAGGAGAUCCCUUGCCUGAUAUAAAAAAUUAUCCUAUUCUUAAUCAACAAGAAGCAGCUCGCAUAUUUGAAGCAACAUUUCAAAAAGAUUGCGGAGAGAAUGAUAUUUGUGAAAGUGACUUACAAGUAUAUGCUCAUUUAAAUUUAUCAGUGUCAUCUGUUAAACCUAAUUUUUACGAAUUACUUCUUGGUGAAAGAGAAGAAGUAGUGGUUGAAGUUAAUGUAACUAACGUUGGUGAAUCUGCCUAUGAAGCACAACUUUUUAUAACUCAUUCACAGAAUUUAAAUUAUAUUGCAAGUAAAAGCAAUGAUUCUGUAAUCUGCAAUUUAUACAAUGCAACAUUAGUAGCAUGUUCAAUUGGCAAUCCAUUUAAGAAAGACAAAAUGGUAAACAUACAGGUGAGAUUUGACCCUAAAGGUUUAGAGGAUAAUGAAUCAUUAUUAGAUUUUGUGAUUUUUGCUAAUUCAACAUCUAAAGAAGUGACUGAGAAGAAACCUACUCUUUUACAAGCUACAGUGCUAAAAAGAGCUGAAUUAUCAAUAAAGGGAAGUGCAAAAACUCAAUGGGCAUUUUAUGGUGGACCAGUUAUUGGUGAAUCAGCUAUAAAACACUUAAGUGAAAUAGGACCUAAAGUUUCACAUACUUAUGAAGUAUUUAAUGAAGGACCAUGGAAAGUAAGUAGUGUAGAAGUACGAAUUUCGUGGCCAUAUGAAGUUGCAAAUGACAAAUCUCAUGGUAAAUGGCUAUUGUACUUAGAAGAAUUACCAACUGUACAAGCCCUAGGUGAAGGAGAAUGUACACUUCCACCGGGUCAUUCAGUUAAUCCAUUAAAAUUACAAGAUUCCGUUAAUUUUGAAGACUUGGAUACAAUUUUUCCAACACCAUCUACAUCAACACCUAUUUUAUAUAAUCAUACUAAUCAUAUAAGAAUAAAACGAGAUACAGAAAAAGUUGUUAAUACACGAACAAUUAUUGAUAAAGAUGGCCAUAAACAUUAUAUAGUUUCUAUGAAUUGUAAAGCAGGAACUGCAAAAUGUUUUGAUAUAACGUGUAUCAUAUAUAAUUUGCAACGGAAGCAAGAAGCAAUUAUAACUGUCAAAGCAAGACUUUGGAAUUCAACAUUAGUAGAAGAUUAUCCAAAAGUAGAUAUGGUAAAGAUAGGUUCGAAUGCAAGAAUAAUUAUACCCCCUAAUGUCGUGAUACAACAAGAAAAUUUAAAAGACGAUCAUGCAAUUGCUGAAACAAUUGCAUAUCCAGAUCCUCUGGAUCAACAGGAUGUAGAACCUGUUCCUAUUUGGAUAAUCAUAGUAGCAGUAGUUGCAGGUCUACUACUAUUCAUUUUACUUACACUAGUACUUCGAAAGUUAGGAUUCUUUAAACGAAGACGACCGGAUCCUACUUUAUCUGGUAAUCUCGAAAAGCACAGAGAAGAAAAUCCAGAAAAUGAAGCUUUAUUUAAACACUAAAAAAAAAAAAAGAAAAAA